AUGGAUCCGAGGUUGACCAGGCUAAAGCCUAUAAAUGCGACUGGCCGUCCUACCGACCCAAAGUCCCCAUCGCAAGAUGGACGGACACACUUCACAGCUGAUUCGCCUGGCACUGGAUCAGGCGGAUCCACGCCGCUGCACUCAUACAAUUUUGAUCACAACCCAACCUACGUUUCGUAUGACGAUGCUAACCAAAUGGUGAACGCAUUCCUCAAGUUGGGCAUGAGAUCCGGCGAUGUAAGCCUGUACCGAAAGAAGAAACAACAUCUUAGGGAGGAAUCGAAGACUACGGCCAACGAUUUGAAGCGCGCCGAACAACAGGCCGCUCAAUUCCCUAUCAUUAUCGAACAAGCGCGAAAGGCUCAGACCAGCAUUGACUCGAAGCUCGAACGCACCGAGAAGGCUGUACGUGAUUCCUCUGAGGCUGAAUCUGCCGCUGCACAUGACUUGGUCCGACUGCUCUUCGGUCUUAUCAGUCGCGACAACCCUAAGACAAAGUCCCAGGAUCAGCACGACACUUUGAAAAGAGAUAUUCAAGAAAUGCGAACUGAAUACAGUGCGAAACUUGCUGAACUCGACACUCAAGUAAAAACCCUCACUGCAGCAAAUUCUGGUUAUAAAGCCCAAAUAAUAUCUCUUGAGGAUAAGGUCAGCCAGUUACAAAGCCGGCCAUGA
Messenger RNA from Exophiala bonariae, 675 nucleotides. RefSeq lists its product as uncharacterized. Lineage: Eukaryota; Fungi; Ascomycota; Eurotiomycetes; Chaetothyriales; Herpotrichiellaceae. The transcript has a single exon. Bases 1 to 675 code for a protein of 224 amino acids. The record is from RefSeq and is a predicted model, not a curated record.